AUGGCGCGUCAUUGGAGAGGGACGAUGAUGGCGGCGGUCGGUGCACCAGAAGUGAUCACACAGCUGGAAAGCGCUGCCAAAGUUUUAAUGGCACCGCCGUCUAUGGUCAGCACAGAGCAGAGACAGCAUGCUGAACAUGUAUUCCUCUCCUUCAGGAAGUCCAAGUCCCCCUUUGCCAUUUGCAAGCACAUCUUGGAGACCAGUAAGGUGGACUAUGUGCUUUUCCAGGCAGCCACAGCCAUCAUGGAGGCUGUCGUGCGGGAGUGGAUCCUGCUGGAAAAGACCAGCAUUGAGUCACUCCGGGCGUUCCUUCUCACCUACGUUUUGCAGAGACCCAAUCUGCAGAAGUAUGUGCGUGAGCAGAUCCUGCUAGCUGUGGCGGUCAUCGUGAAGAGAGGCUCGCUGGACAAAAGCAUCAACUGUAAAAGCAUCUUACUCGAGGUCGGACAGCUCAUCAGCAGCGGGAACCCUGCAGUGCAAACGCUGGCCUGCUCCAUCCUGACCGCUCUGCUCAGUGAGUUCUCCAGCUCCAGUAAGACCAGCAGCAUCGGCCUCAGCAUGGAGUUCCACGGUAACUGCAAGCGACUGUUCCAGGAGGACGGCCUCCGCCAGAUCUUCAUGAUGACCAUGGAGGUGCUGCAGGAGUUCAGCCGCCGAGAAAACCUCAAUGCCCAGAUGUCUUCUGUCUUCCAGCGCUACUUGGCUUUGGCCAAUCACGUCCUCAGCUGGAACUUCCUGCCUCCCAAUUUGGGGCGCCACUACAUCGCCAUGUUCGAGGCCACGCAGAACGUCACGCUUAAGCCCACAGAGACCUGGAGGGAAGCGCUAUUGGACACACGUGUCAUGGACCUCUUCUUCACUGUACACAGGAAGAUUCGAGAGGACUCUGACAUGGCCCAGGAUUCCCUUCAGUGCCUGGCCCAGCUGGCCUCCAUGCACGGGCCUGUAUUCCCAGAUGAGAACGCCCAGAUCUCUUACCUGGCCCACCUGAUGGAGGGGCUGCUCAGUAUGAUCAAUGGGUGCUGCAGGCUGCUGAAUGUAAACCACAUUAAGUUGAUCCCCAUGGAUCGCAAGUAUCUCAAGGUUGUCAUGUUUCUUAAAUUUAGAGACUCAACAAGUGAUGGAGGCCAACGUUAUCUACUAGCAGACGAUCCUCAGGGUGAAACCCCGCUGAUCCCCUCAGAGGUGAUGGAGUUCUCCAUCAAACACUCAACAGAGGUGGAUAUCAAUACAACGCUGCAGAUCCUCGGCUCACCGGGAGAAAAGGCCUCGUCCAUACCGGGCUGCAACCGCACAGACUCUGUGAUCAGGUUGCUGUCAGCGGUGUUGAGGACGUCAGAAGUGGAGUCCAGGGCAACCAGAGCGAAUCUGACGGAGCUUUUGAGCCCGCAAAUGGGGAAGGACAUCGUGUGGUUCCUCAGACGAUGGGCUAAGACGUAUCUGCUCGUGGACGAGAAGCUCUAUGGGCAGAUCAGCAUCCCCCUCAGCACAGCGUUUGGUGCCGACACAGAGGGGGCCCAGUGGAUUGUGGGAUAUCUCCUGGAAAAGGUGAUCAACAACCUGACCGUGUGGAGCUCAGAGGCUGAGCUAGCCAACGACACCGUGGAGCUGCUGGUGACGCUGGUAGAGAAGCGGGAGAGGGCAAACAUCGUGGUGCAGUGUGAGAGCUGGUGGAACCUGGCGAAGCAAUUUGCCAGCCGCAGCCCACCUCUCCACUUGCUGUCCAGCUCCGUGCAGAGGACUCUGAUGAAGGCACUGGUCCUGGGAGGCUUUGCACAAAUGGACUCUGAUGCCAAGCAGCAGUACUGGGCUGAGGUUUACAGUAACACACCGGAAACAAUCAACCUCAUCAUCGAGGUUUUUGUGGAAGUGGCUCACAAACAGAUCUGUUACCUGGGAGAGACCAAGUCCAUGAAGCUGUACGAGGCGUGCCUAACGCUGCUGCAGGUCUACUCCAAAAACAACCAGAGCAGGAAGCGAAGCGAUGCCACGGCCGAGGAGGACCAGUACCAGGACCUGCUGCUCAUCAUGGAGCUGCUCACAAACCUGCUCUCCAAAGAGUUCAUCGACUUCAGCGACACAGAUGAUGUGUUUCGAAAUCAAGACCAGGGAACACCAGCAUCCAAUCGAACAGUAUCCGCCGCAGAUGUCGUUCUCUAUGGCGUCAAUAUAGUUCUUCCGCUCAUGUCUCAGGACCUGCUCAAGUUCCCCUCUUUGUGUAACCAGUACUACAAACUCAUCACCUUCAUCUGUGAGAUCUUUCCAGAAAAGAUCCCACAGCUGCCAGAAGACCUCUUCAAGAGCCUCAUGUUCUCCCUGGAGCUGGGAAUGACCUCGAUGAGUUCUGAAAUCAGCCAGCUGUGUUUGGAGGCUCUGUCUCCUCUGGCUGAACAGUGCGCUAAAAACCAGGAGAAGGACUCUCCUCUCUUUAUCGCCACCCGUCAUUUCCUCAAGUUGGUGUUUGACAUGCUGGUCCUGCAAAAACACAACACAGAGAUGACCGUGGCGGCAGGAGAAGCCCUCUACACACUCGUGUGCCUGCACCAGGCGGAGUACUCGGAGCUGGUUGAGACCCUGCUGUCCUCUCAGAGAGACGCCAUAAUCUACCAGCGGUUAGCCGACGCCUUCAACAAGCUGACAGCCAGCAGCACGCCACCCACCAUGGACCGCAAGCAGAAGGUUGCCUUCCUCAAAAGCCUGGAGGAGUUUGUCGCCAACGUCGGCGGCCUGCUCUGCGUGAAAUAACCACUGGAAAACCAAACCGGCCUCUAAUCAUCGUCGUUCUGAAAAGCAACCAAUCAAAGACGCCCCCUGCUUCAUCCCUGAGAACUAUGGGUAGAAGGGACGGCUGACAGCCUCGGAGGACCUCUCUGGCAGCUGGGGCGGGUUGAUCUCAUGCCUGAAUGUUUACCCUGUUUUCACCUCCUUGGAUGUCUCUCCCCCACCCCCCUUUUCCUUUCCUACCGUUACGCCCGCCUGCCCAGCACGAUCAGCAGACGCGAUGAAGAGGAGGAGGAGCUAAUUGUGGAGACUAAACUGCUGAGCAGAUAGACUCAGAGGUUCAUGUUAGACUGAAGCAACUGAGCACGGACUGUCAAGCAGCAACCGAUGAUUGUCCACCUCCUCCUGCUCCUCCUCCCCCUCCUCAUGUGCCUGGAACUUUCUGGAGUGUGCACACACACACACACACACACACACAGGAACAUAGAGAGCGACACUAAGGGCAAAACAAGUUGCUGUUCUUCAGGUUUUGUAUGCAGUUAGAGGCAUUAGAGGGGCCAACCCACCCUAGUUCAAACACACACACACACACGUCACCCCAGUCCUUCCCAGAGUGCCUUUGUUCUGCCGAUUGUUCUCUAUGUGUGUGUGUGUAUGUGUGUUAUAAGGAGAGAGAAUCAUGCCAUACGAAAAAUGACAACCAGUAAGGACCGUGCCUGCCAAAAACCUAAGAAGACAUACAAAGCAUGAGGUGUGGCCCCGGCUGUCUUUGAUGCUCUCGGAACAGGAGGACAUUUGUUUGUUGGGAACGUCAGAAAACCAAAUUGAGAUUGUGUUUGACUAAAGGGUGUAAAUAUCUAUAAAUAUAUAAUGUUUUCAAGGCUGAUACCCUUCAGAAAUGUACGUUACGGGGAUUAAAGAUGACGGAAAUGUUUUUAUACACCAGUAAAAGUCAGGCAGAGAUGUACGAGUUCAACAAUGUAUGAAUUCGGCUAAAGAGGGAGCAAUUUUCUCGCUGUUGACCUUUGCUGUUUGAUAUAGUUUUUUUUUUCCCUUCCUAUUUGGAUUGUAGUUUAUAUUGUGGCCCCCUUGCCUCUGGACACGUGAAGACCAGAGACAGAUGGCGCCUUGAAAGUUUAGCAGGAUGAUUUUAUUAGUAUUUUUCUACAGCAGCACCUCCACCCGAUCACUCUUCAACACACACACUGGAUAUUACAGAGACUGUUUGAGUUGAAGGACAGCAAUAACAAACCAAAUAAAAAGGAUGAGAGCCACUUGCUGAAGCAUUAUGUUGGAGACAGAACCCUCCUCGUUCACAGUCCUAUCCCUGUUAUUGUAGAUGGCUGUUUUGUUAAUGAAGUGUAAAGUGUACAUAAACGUAUUGUAUAAAA
Molecule: messenger RNA, 4112 nt
Organism: Neolamprologus brichardi
Lineage: Eukaryota; Metazoa; Chordata; Actinopteri; Cichliformes; Cichlidae
Source: RefSeq, a predicted model, not a curated record